GUUCGUGAAUCAAUCGAAUCGUAACCGGCUAUUGGACGGUGACCGUGUCGAUGGACUAAGUGAGGGAGAGAAGUUGCAUUGGAGGUAAUGUCAUAUUUCUUCGAGGAUCGUCAAUACCGACAGGUGAAGUAGCUGUUAGCCUAAUACCUCCUGCGAUCAACGGUGGCGGCGUCGAUAGACGUCUGCAAUGAAGGCGCCACUGUCAUCAGCUCUCAUCCCACAGGCCAGUCGGCGAUGACCAACAGAGUUCCUCAGUUGAUAAGACCUUGCCUAGUCGAAAACAUUAAAUCUUAUACUAGUCAGACUAUCGCAGGGUACCCACGCAGACACUAGCGACACUGUACUCUAACGAGAUAGCAGUAUUCUUGGGUCGAGAAAGAUUACUGCGAUUUUGUCCGUCCGACGUUUUUGUGGAGUUCGACAGUUCCGGCUGGUCCGUUUCGAGUGGAGCUAAUUCGUAGUUUCUCGUUGAAAUGGAUACGCUGGCACAAGAAAAUCCAGAUUUUUUCGACCCAAUCCCGUUGCAUCCUCUUCUGCGCCAUCGGCGUUGUCACGAAAAAGCCAUGUUCGAGGAGAAUGUGCGAAGAAAGGCGAUACAGCUCGUAACAUUGAUCAAGCCUGAAAUCAUCUUGUACACAACAAAGGAUAACCCCGGAGCUGUCUACUAUAUGGAGUUGAGCAUGAAUAAAAAGCCCAACAUUGGAAAGAACGGAUGGGUUUAUCAUUUUCGAAGCAAAGUUGUAGCGAUACUAAAUCUAUCAUUCGAACACCGGGUUCGGGUCGGAUUUCUUCUUACGGACAAUACCAUGCAAAUUGCCUUGAUUGAUCAAGAGUUUCGUUGGCAAUCGAAAGGGCAAAUACGUGGUGCAGCUUUCGAUUUAGAAAGAUCCCAUCUCAUGGUCUACAGCCGCACUUUAAAUGCUCUUUUUUGGCCAUUCCCGAGCGAGCAGUGUGACGACGCCGAUGCUCAGACCGACGAAAAAAAAUGGGACGUACAAAUGUGCAACGUGAAUAUCCGUCAGCAAAUCACCGUUUUACGCGGACUGCCCGAAAUGGAGUUACAGGCACUCAAGGACGAACUUGUCAUCUUGUUUCGCCGGCACGGAGUGCUUUUCCUCGAAUACAAACAACUGAAACCUCUGCUACCUAGCCAUGCGGGGUCGAAUCGUUUAUAUAUAGACAAAUACGAACGUUAUCAUGGCUGUAUAGCUCAUCGUCACACAUCGCAUCUAGGUAGGGAUCAGAACGACGGACGUACAAACGAAACCCGCGAUUGGUCUGACCGAAUGAGGCCUCAUGAUGAAGAUUCAGCCAUCGGUUCAACUUUUUCGGACUCCACUGAAAUGCCUCCGCUACAGGGAAUACACUGGAGUCCAGACAUGACGUACUUCGAGUCUAUUAACGAUCUCAAUGCUUUUAAACCAAACAGAACGAAAGUCGUCUUGAGAGGCCAUUGCCAUAGUAAGGAUCAGAAAAGGCUAUAUGAUAGAAAGACGAAUAAUGACGAGGUGAAGCGAGUGAUAGCCCUCUAUGGUGACAUUGUUUAUAAGCUCACACCAAGUACCUGCGUGCCCCUCACGUCGAUAAAGGUGCCGAUUGAUCUGGUCGAGCCAUUCCAGCUGAUGUUCCUGAGUCGAAUCGUGGUUGUGUACAACAACCGAACAAUCGCUGGCUAUAUGAACUCGUCAACGCCGGUCAAAGUUCGCAAGGGGGAGUUUCUCCUAGCAGGUUAUGGUAUCGUCGUGGACAAUGACGGCAUCUUCAGAAUCAAAAUGUCGUUGCCGAAGUCAUACGAAAAUGAAGAGAGAGACCCCUAUCAACACCCGCCAUCACCCUUUUUGCCAAUUCAAACGUAGUGCGUUAUCUCUGUCGACAUGCUUUGGCGGCACUUUAUUAAAAGUUAAACUAAAAACAUCGAAUAGAGAAAAAAAAAACAAAAAACUUGGGACAAAAAUGAGCAAAAAAUCUGAGUCAAUGUUUUCUUAAUUUUUUUUAACUCUUGGCACCAUAUAAGUGCAGCGAUAUUUUAAACCAAU
This is a messenger RNA of Varroa destructor (honeybee mite), 2036 nucleotides long. RefSeq lists its product as uncharacterized. Lineage: Eukaryota; Metazoa; Arthropoda; Arachnida; Mesostigmata; Varroidae. The record is from RefSeq and is a predicted model, not a curated record.